Camponotus floridanus (Florida carpenter ant) is the source of this 31575-nucleotide messenger RNA. It is a transcript of the gene bent, whose product is annotated as twitchin. Bases 714 to 30608 code for a protein of 9964 amino acids. Gene Ontology annotation, biological process: protein phosphorylation. Lineage: Eukaryota; Metazoa; Arthropoda; Insecta; Hymenoptera; Formicidae. The transcript has 152 exons. The record is from RefSeq and is a predicted model, not a curated record. Gene Ontology annotation, molecular function: ATP binding; protein kinase activity; protein binding.
UGGUUGAGAGCAUGCUGGCAGUGGUGGUAGCGAUGGUCACGAGAGGUGGUGGGUGAGACUCGAACCUCGAAGUAAGAUCGCGACACCUCGCGCGUUUAGUUGGCGCGCGGGGCCCCGGCGAUUGGGACGGCCGAAUAGAGACACUUCGUGCAAAAAAAAGAGGGACAAGGGAGAUAUACAAGAGGAGCAAGACAGUGACGAGCGACCGCACGACGAGUGACGACAACGACCAGAGACGAAGACGAAGACGAAGACGAUCGAAUCUCUCUAAGAGAAAAAAAAAAGAAAAAAAAAGCUUCUCUCGCAAUCUUCCCAAGUUUUGUUCUCGCGCGAGCUUGUAGAAUUCUCGAGUCGAGUGUGUGCGUCUCGUUUGUCUGCCUCGGGGGGGUUGGGAGUGAUCCAGGAAUAAGAGAGCGACUACUCGCCGUUGCAGGUGUCGCCGAGGAAACACUCGGCUAAAGGAAGGAAACUUCUCUCUCUUGGAAGGAAACGUGCUUCUUCUCCCUGGGAUAUCUUCAAUAUUCUGAGAAGUCUACGACUGACGAAUAGACAUCAAGCUCAAAAAGAAACCGCGAAAGCAGGUUGGAUGGUGCCGCAGGUCGGCGCCAUUUGAACCGACGAGCCAGGCGAAGGAAACAGAUUCCUCCCUUGAUCGCACAAACGGGACCGGGUGUCCCGGUGUGUAGGGACAGGUGCGAAGGCGUGCCUCCACGAUGGGGGUCGCCGACGACUUCGCGCCCAGCUUCACGCAGAAGCCGCAGCUGCGGCAGGAGGACGACGGCAACCGGCUGAUAUUCGAGUGUCAGCUGGUGAGCUCGCCUAAACCCGAGAUCGCCUGGUUUCGCGGCGAGACCGAGCUCAGCCAGGAUGACAGGACCAACUUCAAAAUGCAGAGCGUCGGAACUAACAAGUUCCUGGUGGUGCUCGAGCUCGACGAUGUCAUCGAGACCGACGCCGGCCUCUACAAGGUCAAGGCGAAGAACAAGAUGGGCGAGGUCGCCGCCUCCAUCAACCUCAACUUUAGUCCAAUGGAUGAGCCUAGAGAGAAACAAGUUGACGGUAUUGCACCGACUUUCGCGAAGAAGCCCGCGAUCAGGCAAGAGGACGAUGGCAAACGGCUGCUCUUCGAGUGUCGUAUCACAGCCGAUCCCACGCCGAAAAUUACAUGGUUUCAUAGCGGAAACAUGGUCAAGGAUUCGCCAAGGCACAAGCUGACCGUCGAUAAAGAUGGCCACUCGUACUUUGCCACUCUGGAAAUAAAAAAUGUGACCGUCGAGGAUGCUGGCAAAUAUAAGGUCACAGCAAAGAACGAGCUUGGCGAAUCUAACGCUACAAUUUCCCUGAAUUUCGACAGCGAUGAGGCACCCGUACCUGAAGACGGUAUUAAACCGACCUUUACCGAACGACCGGUGAUAAGACAAUCCGAUGACGGUAACACCAUCACCUUUGAAUGCCGACUUGUCGGCGAUCCGAAACCGAGUGUCAAGUGGUAUCACGGUACCGAAGAGGUGAAAGAAGGCGGACGAUUCAAUACAUCUCUAGAGCUCGAUCAGAAGCUGUAUCAUCUUGCGAGGCUGAGGAUCGACAAUGUGGCAAAAGCGGACGCAGGCGAAUACAGGGCCGUGGCAAAGAACAAGCACGGCCAAGGAGUGGCGACCAUUAAUCUAAACUUCGAGGGUGGAGACAAGCUCAAAAUACCGGAUGGUAAGCCGCCGCGCUUUCCGAAGAAACCGACGAUCCGCCAAGAGGGCGACAUACUCAUCAUGGAGUGCAUCCUGGAGGCACAUCCGGUGCCGGACAUAACGUGGUACCAGGGCAGCAAAGCAAUCACCGACAGCAAGCGCGUGAAAAUGUUGCGCAAGGCCACCGGCAAGGACACGUAUCUGCUGACCCUCGAGAUCUCGAAUCCGACCAAGGCCGACGGUGGAAAUUACCGUUGCAACGCCUUUAACAACUUCGGCGAGAGUAACGCCAACAUCUCCCUCAACUUCCAAGAGGAGGGCGCGGGUUUUGCUCCGUCCUUCGUCGAGAAACCUCGCAUCAUCCCGAACGAGAACGGUACGCUGAUCACUAUGAAGUGCAAGUGUAAGGCAAAUCCCAAGCCGGAGGUCACGUGGUUCCGCGGCACCAAUAUAGUAAAGGAAUCGUCGAAGAUCUCGAUCAAGACUAAGACGGUCGAGGAAGACAUUUACGAGCUUAUCAUGGAAAUAAAGGAUCCGUCAGCACCGGACGGCGGGACGUACAGAUGUCACGUAAAGAAUGAGUACGGCGAGAGUAACGCCAAUCUAAAUUUGAAUAUCGAAGCAGAACCGGAACCGGAAGGGGACGGACCGACAUUCGUAGAGAAACCGCGGAUACAGUCACAAAAUAAAGGCAAGCUCGUCGUUAUGGAUUGCAAGGUUAAGGCGAAGCCAAAACCGCAAAUCGUGUGGACUCACGCUAGCAAGGUGGUAAAAGAGUCUUCGAAGAUCUCCAUCAGUAUCGUCCAGGAGAAAGAAGAUAUUUAUUACAUCAAAUUGACUCUGAACGACCCCGGACCAGAUGAUUCCGGCCUCUACAAGUGCAACAUUAAGAAUGAACUCGGUGAACUCAACGCUAAUCUUACGUUGAACGUAGAGAUUAUACCCGUAAUUAGAGAGAAGCCGAAAGUUGUGAAAAUCGUUAAGAAGAAGACUGUGAUAGUUGAAUGUCACGUUCUUUCUCAAUUUGCGCCCGAUUGUACCUGGUUCAAGGAGACUCAAGCCGUUAAACAGGACAGCAGGCACAAGUUACAUGUCGAACAAGUCAAAGAAGGUGAAUUUGCCGUCAAACUCGAAAUCGAACAAAUGUCGGUGACAGACAAAGGCGUGUACAAAUUAGUAGCACGCAAUGAAAAGGGAGAAGCUACGUCGCAAGUAGUGGAAGUGACAGAAAUUCCAGAUCAAGGAGAGAAACCGAAAAUUGCUACCGGUCUCAAAUCAAUUACUGUUGAGGAAGGCAAGACGGUCGAACUUAUUGCUAUUCUUUCAACGCAAGAUCGGAAAGUUACUAUCACAUGGUACAGAGAUUCGACAGUUGUCAAAGCGUCGAAGGAUAUCAUGAUCUCCUUUAAUGGCCUGGACAUGAAACUGACCAUCACUUCGGCAUCGACGGAAUUCUCGGGAACGUAUAAAAUUGUCGUGAGUAACGAAUAUGGACAAGACGAAUCGUCGGCCCGACUCGUCGUUAAAAAGAAAGAGGAAAAGAAGAAGGACGAAGAAGAGGAAGAAAAGAAAAAGAAAAAAGUCGAAAAGAAAGAGGAAAAGAAAGAGGAAGAGAAGAAGAUGGAGAAGAAAGUCGAAGAGAAAAAAGAGGAAAAGAAAGAGAAGGUAAUAAGUUUGAACGAUGAGAGUGAAGAAUCAGAAGAAUAUGAGGAGGAAGAGGAGGAGGAGGAAGUGGUGAGUGUAAUUGAGUCCAGCAUUAUCAGCACAGAAGCUAUUCUCGAAGAAUCGGAUUCUGAAGUAAUCUCUCGCGUCGAGGAUAAGCCCGAUCUGAAACCGAAUGGUAUCUAUAAACCAGAGGUUGGGAAGAAAAUGGAGAUCUUACAGAAGGAUGAAGAAAUCGUAAAUAAUGUCGAGGAAAGGAAAUCUAUUAAAAAAAAACCCGCCGAUAAAAUUGAAGAUAAAAAGGAAGAAGAAAAAAAAAAGAUUAUAAAGAAAAAAGAGCCCGAAUCCAAAGAGGUAUCUGAAGAAAUUAAAUCCGAGAAACUUGUAGCAACUCGUAAAGAAAGCAGAGUGGAAGAACUCAAGGUAGAAAGCCGUCGCAGUUCGCUUAUCAAAACUCAGAUAGAUGAUGACACUGCGACACCACGACGUCUUUCUAUACAGAAGACCGAGGAAGAAAUCAAAGUGGAAAGCAGACGAUCCUCUACCUUAGAAAAAAAGAAAGCAACCGUCGAAAAGAACACACUCACACCGAAGACCAAGCUACACAUACAUGCACCCGAGGAAGAGAUUCAGGAUAUUUGGUCGUCUAAAUUGACAAAGCGCGAUAAGGAUAAACCGGUAAGAAAAUACGAGGAUAUACCUCAAACUGCGAUUAAGCCACACGUGCGCGAUUCGGAUGAUGAACUUGAGGAUGCAUGGAGAAUUCAUAAUCUGGGAGAAUAUGAUAAUGAAUCUGCACCACGUUACCGAGAUAUAUCACCAGACAAGACACACAAACCUCACACACCCGCAAACAGAACAUAUGCACAAGAGAAAUUUGAAAUCAAAUCAAAAGAUAAAAUACUUCCACAUGAUACAACGAUAAGUACAACACAUCCGCAGAUAUCUGGCAAGGCAAUUGAGGACAUUUCGAAAGAAAAAAUACAUUUGCAUGAUACAUCUACGAGUAAAACACUUCCACAUAAAAUAGACAAACUUUCAAAAGAUAAGACACUUUCACAUGACACACCCACGCAUAAAAUACAUCCGCAAAAAUCUGAUGAAGAAUUUGAGGAUGUUCCGAAAGAGAAAACACAUUUGCGCGACACAUUGAGUAAAACACUUCCACACAAAGUAGAUGAAGUUUCAAAAGAUAAGACACUUCCACGUGACACACCCACGCAUAAAAUACGUCCUCAGAAAUCUGACGAAGAAAUUGAGGACAUUUGGGCGAGCAAAAAGAGCGAUACUAAAAAACUUGACAAAGAUAUUCCGAAACAGAAAACACACUUACACGACAUAUCUACGAGUAAAACACUUCCACAUAAAAUAAACGAAGUUUCAAAAGAGAAAACACUUCCACGUGAUACACCCACGCAUAAAAUACAUCCGCAAAAAUCUGACGAAGAGAUUGAGGAUAUUCCGAAAGAGAAAACACAUUUGCGCGACACAUUGAGUAAAACACUUCCACACAAAGUAGACGAAGUUUCAAAAGAUAAGACACUUCCACGUGACACAUCCACGCAUAAAAUACGUCCACAGAAAUCUGACGAAGAAAUUGAGGACAUUUGGGCGAGCAAAAAGAGUGAUAUUGAUUCUAAAAAACCUGACAAAGAUAUUCCGAAAGAAAAAAUACACUUGCACGACACAUCUACAAGUAAAACACUUCCACAUAAAAUAGACGAAGUUUCGAAAGAUAAGCUACUUCCACGUGACACACCUACGCAUAAAAUAUAUCCGCAAAAAUCUGACAAAGAGAUUGAGGAUAUUCCGAAAGAGAAAACACAUUUGCGUGACACAUUAAGUAAAACACUUCCACACAAAGUAGACGAAGUUUCAAAAGAUAAGACACUUCCACGUGAUACACUCACGCAUAAAAUACGUCCACAGAAAUCUGACGAAAUUGAGGACAUUUGGGCGAGCGAUAAUGAUUCUAAAAAACCUGACAAAGAUAUUCCGAAACAAAAAACACACUUGCACGACAUAUCUACGAGUAAAACACUUCCACAUAAAAUAGACGAAGUUUCAAAAGAUAAGACACUUCCACGUGACACACCCACGCAUAAAAUACGUCCACAGAAAUCUGACGAAGAAAUUGAGGACAUUUGGGCAAGCAAAAAGAGUGAUAUUGAUUCUAAAAAACCUGACAAAGAUAUUCCGAAAGAAAAAAUACACUUGCACGACAUAUCUACGAAUAAAACACUUCCACAUAAAAUAGACGAAGUUUCAAAAGAUAAAACACUUCCACGUGACACACAUGAACAUAAAAUACAUCCGCAGAAAUCUGACAAAGAGAUUGAGAGCAUUUCGCCGACAAAGCCGAAAGAGCGCGAUGUAGAUACCAAGAAGCACGACAAAGGCAUAUCAAAAGAUAAAACACCUUUGAGUGAAACAUCCACAGUUAAAACACAACCAUACAAACUAGAUGAAACGCCAAAAAAUCUACGUGAUACACCCAUGGUUAAAACACAACCCCACAAAUCUGAAUUAUUAAAAGUUAAACCACAUCUACACGAUAUAGACAGAACACCUUCACACAAAUCUGAUGACAAAAUUGAGGAUUUGCCAAAAAUUAAAGAUAAAUCACCUCGUCAUCAAUCUGACGAAGAAAUCGAGGAUAUUUGGUCCAAGCGAAAGGAACGUGAAGAUAGUUCACACAAAAAUAAUGAGGAUUCGCCUAAAGCUAAAGAUAAAUUAUCCAGUCGUCAAUCCAAUAAAGAAAUCGAGGAUAUUUGGUCCGAACGAAAGGAACGUGAACCUAAACCGCAUAAAAAUGAUGAGGGUAUACCGAUAACUAAAAUUAAGAGACGUGUAUCCAAAUCUAAUGAUCGAACUGAUGUAGAUAGCUCACCUGAAGAUAAAUCAAAAGUGCGCGAAGUCAAAUCUACGCAAGAUAAUGAGGACAAACCGGUGCCGAAAUCAGAAAAACGUGACGAUAGCUACGUCUCACAUCACGAGGACACCGCAAAGCUCACAGACACAUCACACAAACCUCCACUCGACCGAGAUGUCAAAACUUACUACACACAUUACAAUUAUGAUGUAUGGGCACCGAAAUCUAUCGAGCGCGAACAGAAUUCUGUCAGAAUUGAUAAGGAUGUUUCUCUACCUAUCACUAAACCACAAACACACGAAUCCGAUGAUGAUAUUGAGGAUAUUUGGGCUUCGACAGCCGAGGAUGACGCACCUAAACCUAUUAAAAUAUUAGAGGAUUCGCGGACUUCUAAAAUUACGCCGUAUAAAAACGGUGACAAAGUCGAGCAACAGGAAUCGACAUCUGUACCUAAACCUACUUUCAAACCUAAAGGCAGCGUAGGCAAACUCAAAGAAUCCACGGAGAACGAUAUACCCAAACCUGAAAUAGAUGAGAACAAAUUCAAAAAGCCCAAGAGUAAAGACACUGAUUCUACACUUGAUAAGGAAAAAAUACCCAAGAAAAAGCCAUCCACUAGACGUAGGUCGUCGACUAAAUCAACGGAAGGAUCUGAGGACCAAGAACAAGUUUUGAAACCAAAGAAGAAAAAAUCUAAACCCGUGGAUGAGUCUAAGAAGGAGGAAACGAUUACAAAACCGAAAACCGUUGGAAAACAAGAAACACCCAAGGAGGAAACUCAGGCUAAACCGGCAGAUGCGAAGGUGGAACCGAAAGCCAAACCCAAAGCGGAGGAAGUAAAGGAAACUCCAAAAGCCAAACCUAAACCGGACGAACCGAAGGAGGAACCGAAAGCUAAACCUAAAGCAGAGGAAGUAAAGGAAGCGCCCAAGAUUAAGCCAAAAUCAGAUGAACCAAAGGAGGAACCAAAAGCUAAACUUAAAACGGAGGAAGUAAAGCCUGCGACGACACUUAAGCCUAAACCAGAAAAAGACAAGGUCGAGGAAAAAUCUAAGGCUAAACCAGAGGAAUUAAAGGAGAUACCGAAGAUUCAAUCUAAGCUAGACGAACAAAAGGUGGAAUCGAAAGUUAAAUCCAAAACAGAAGAAGCGAAGAAAGAGGAACCGGCGAUGAAACCUACAGAUAAAUUACAAGAACAAAAGAAGGAAGAAGAAGUCACUCUAGGAAGGAAAAGUCUUAAGUCUGUCAAGCAACUUGAGGAAGAAAAGAAAACUCAAGAGAAAGUCGAGCUUAAGCCAAAGGAUGCCACUGCGACCAAAUUGAAACCCCGUAUUCCACCGAAACAAGAAGUUAAAACCGACAGCUUUCAGGGGAUUCAGCUUAAACCUGUUGGGAAGGAUGCGAAACAGCCUCAGCAGGCUGAAAGCAAAAUGGAACUUAAGAAAACCGAGAAGGGAGAGAAGCUCGAUGUAAAGAAAAUGAAGGCAUCAAAAGCAGCAAAAGAGGCGGAUUACGAACUUCCGGAGAUUCCAGACUAUGAAAGGCCCGUUCUUGAAAAACCUCGGGAAUUCGAUUUCGGCGAGUUUGCGGGUCGUGAAAAGACGAAGCUUGAGAGACCAGCCACGCAGAAAUUCGAAUCUAAGCCGAAAGUACCAGAGAUCAAAGCGCCCGAAGCACCCAAAAUCGAAGUGAUCAAAGACGUGACGCCAGUCGGCAGCAGAAAGGGCUCCUUAGCACCCGGAAGUGGUAGUGGCAGUCGACGCGGUUCUCUCAUACCGCCCGAAGAAUUGGGUCGCAGACCCAGCCUGAUCAUCAGUGACGAGGAGCAUAGGAAGCUUCGUCCUGGCGAGGUGGUGGACGAGCGCAAGUUGGGAAAGUUACGGCCCGGUGAGGUGUUGGACCCAAAGUCUAAGUCCGGCCGACCAGGCGCACUGCAGGACAAAGAGCGUCGUCGUCCGAGCUCAGCGGACAUCAGAAGACCCAGCGUGGCGGACCUCGAGAAUAAGAUCAAUCAGCCUAGCACACCUCUGCGAGAUGUUGGACCAGGUGGACCACCCCAGAUCGUCGAUGUCCAGGAAUCGUACUCCGCCGUCGAAGACUCGACGGCGUAUCUCACCGUCGCGGUGGAGGGUACACCUGCACCAACUUUCAAGUUCUACAAAGGCAUUACCGAGAUCAUCGAUGGUGGCCGCUUUAAAUUCCUCACGGACACGGAGACCAACACGAUCACCCUCUGCAUGAGGAAGACGAAGCCCAAUGAUGAGGGCACCUACAAGAUCGUCGUGAGUAACAUCCACGGCGAGGAUUCUGCCGAGAUGAUGCUCUAUGUUUCCGACGCCAGUGGCAUGGACUUCCGUGCUAUGUUGAAAAAGAGGAAGUAUCAAAAAUGGAAACAAGAAGAGGUUCAAGAGAAGGUGGACUUGAAAGAAGUGGAGAAGCCCAUGCCAGCGUUGAAGAAGGUGGAAAGGAAACAAGAGAGCUUCCUAAAACCAUUGGUGGACCAAUAUGCCAAGGAGGGUAAGGAUAAGAAGGUUGUGUUUGAAGCGAACUUUUCGAAACCGAACUGCAAACCGAAAUGGUUCUUCCGAAAGGAUGAAUUAUUCCCAUCCGCCAAAUAUAAAUUCAAAAACGAAGAAGAUUGUUAUCUGCUCAUCAUCAGUGGACCUAAAGUCGAAGAUACUGGAAAAUACACGAUCGAAAUUGCUGGUGUAUCCAGCACAGGGUUCCUCAACGUGGACGAACCUGAUCCAACAUACACAUUUACGAAACCACUAUCGAAGACGAGCAGUGGCUUCACCAAGCACGAGUGUUAUAUGGAGUGUACAGUCAGUUCCAAUCUGGCACAAGUUUCCUGGCACAAAGGCAAGACGAAACUUGAGGAUGGAGACCAGUAUAGUAUUUCCAAAGACAUGUCCGGUGUGUGCCGGCUAGUGAUCAAGAACGCAACCCUUGAGGAUAGUGGCGAAUACACUUGCAAGAUAAGCAAGCAGACAGACAAGACUGAUACUGUUCUCACUGUAGUCGAAUAUCCUUACAAGUUCGUCAAAGUAUUGAAGCAUCAACAGCUCGUGGAAAAAGAAACACUGACCUUGCUUUGCGAACUCGAUGACGUUGGAGGUGACGUGCAAUGGUUCAAGGGCGAUCAAGCAAUCACGCCCGAUAAAAGAAUACAAAUCAAGGAAGAUGGCAGGAAACGAAAGCUCGUCAUUAAAGACUGUAAAGUCACCGACGCCGGACUGUAUUCUUGCGUAAGCAACGCCGAUAAGACGGAAGCUGAAAUCGUGAUUAGUUACGCCAAUCGCUUUAACAAGAAAUUGAAGGACACAAUCGCGAUAGAGAGAGAAAAACUGGUGUUGGACGUCGAGCUUCAAGAUCAGACCGCUCCAGCCAUAUUCUAUUUCAAUGGUCAGAAGAUCGAGCCCAACGAGAGAGUAGAGAUCAAGAAUCUUGGCGGUGGUAAACAUCAGUUAGUCUUCAACAAAGUAGAGAUGAUGGACGACGGUGAGGUCAUGUGCGAGAGCGGUCAGCUGACCAGCAGUUGCAAGGUCACCGUGAAAAAGGGUGAAAGCAAGCCUAUCGUCGACUUCCCCGACAAGGUUGAAGGACCCUGCAGCUCACCCCUGAUCUUUGUUGUGCCUUUCAAAGUUGAGGGCACUAAGCAGAGUCAAGUAGAAGCAAAACUAAUGAAAGAUGGUAAACAGUUACCUCUCAAGGAUGUCGAAAUUGUUGUCGGCGAGGAUAAGAUUACAUAUAAGAUCAAGAAACCUCAGCGUGAAUUAUCCGGAAUUUACCAGAUAAAGAUCGGUAACAACCAGGGCGAAGAAGUAAAGGACGUCAAUAUUGUUAUGCAAGACGUUCCAUCUCCGCCGUACGACGUCGAAGUUAACGAGAUUUUCCAGAAUUCCUGCGUCGUGUCGUUUAAACCAUCUAAGGAUGACGGUGGUACUUCUAUCACGAAAUAUAUCAUCGAGCGUCUUGAUCUCAGCUUGAAAUCUCAAUGGGAUAACGUAGGCGAAGUCACGUUGGGCGAAAAGUGUGUCUAUAAGGUCGCAGAUCUUAUUGCAAAGAAGGAGUACAAGUUUCGCAUACGGGCCGUAAACAAACUCGGUUCCAGCGAACCGGCAAUGUUUGGCAAGCCUGUUUUAGCCAAGGAUCCAUGGGAUGAGCCAGGCAAACCGACGAACGUUGAUGUAAUCGAUUGGGACAAGGAUCAUGCUGACUUGACGUGGACGAAACCAGAGAAUGACGGUGGUGCACCGAUUACCGGUUACAUAAUCGAAUACAAAGAGAAAUUCGGCAAGGAAUGGGUGAAGGGCAAGGAAAUCGAAGGCGACGUCUCUAAAGCGACAAUCGAUGGUUUGAAGGAAGGCACGCAAUAUGAGUUCAGGGUACGAGCCGUGAAUAAGGCUGGUCCUGGUGAACCGUCCGAUGUCACAAAGCCGAUUAUCGCCAAAUGCCGAUUUGUCAAGCCAUACAUUAUCGGCGAGGGUCUCACAAACUUGGUUGUUAAGAAAGGCCAGGUCAUCAAAUACGAUAUCAAGUAUGCUGGUGAGCCGGAUCCGGAGCUACACUGGCUUCUCGGUCAGAAAGAAAUUGUUCAAGAUGCGGCCGAAAGGAUCACGAUCGAUAAGUACGAAAGAAAUACUGUGUUAACAGUCAGAAGAACUACUCGGGCUGAUUCCGGAAAAUAUAAACUGAUGCUGACGAACAGUUCUGGUACAUGUGAAAGCAUUGCUGACGUCGUCGUUUUAGAUAAACCAUCAGCUCCGUUAGGACCGCUCAAGAUAGAAGAAGUCCGCGCCAAUCAUGUCAAGGUCAAAUGGGAUACACCCGAAGACAACGGUGGUACCGAUAUCACUGGCUAUGUGUUGGAAAAGAUGGACCUAGACACAGGACGAUGGAUUCCAGCUGGAGAAGUCGGUCCCCACGAGAAGACGUUUACAUUCUCUGGCUUGACACCCAAGAAGAAGUAUAAAUUCCGAGUCAAAGCGGUCAACAAGGAAGGCGAAUCUGAACCCUUAGAGGUUGAGGAAGCUAUUGUCGCGAAGAAUCCUUAUGAUGAGCCUGGCAAGCCCGGCAAGCCGCAAAUUUUCGACUACGACAAUGUCAGCGUGUCGUUAAAAUGGGAGAAACCGAAGAGCGACGGUGGCAGAUCAAUCACUCACUAUACCGUCGAAAUGAAGGACAAAUUCGCUCCCGAUUGGGUUGAAGUGGCGAAAACCCCCGACGCGACUCCCGAGGUUAAAGUUGAAGGCCUUAAGGAGAAGAUGAUAUAUCAAUUUCGCGUUCGCGCUCACAACAAGGCGGGUCCUGGCGAGCCUAGCGAUCCCACGGACAAUCAUCUUUGCAAACAUAGAAAUUUGAGACCAAGAAUCGAUCGGACCAAUUUCAAGUCCAUCAUCAUCAAGGCUGGUCGCACGCACAAAUGGUCUGUGGAUAUAUCUGGUGAACCGCCGCCAGAGACCAAGUGGAUCUGGAGGGAUAAUAUCCCGUUAACUACUACUGAACGCAUCAAGAUCGAUAAUGUUGAUUAUCAUACAGAUUUCACGAUUGUUAAUGCGAUGCGCAAAGAUACCGGAAAGUAUACUUUAAUCGCCGAGAACGCUAAUGGCAAGGACGAAGAAACUGUCGAACUAACAGUACUCGGAAAACCAAGUGCUCCUAAAGGACCUCUGGAAGUAAGUGAUGUCACCAACACUACGGCCAAGGUGAAAUGGGAAAAGCCGGAGGAUGACGGUGGUGUACCGAUCAAAGAAUACGAGAUCGAGAAAAUGGAUACAAAAACCGGCAAAUGGGUCAGAGUGGGCAAAAUACCUGGAAAUUCGCCGAACACAGAAUUUGAGGUGACUGGCCUGAAUCCCGGAAGCGAGUACAAGUUCCGAGUGACAGCUGUCAAUGAUGAGGGUGAUUCGGAGCCUCUGCAAAGCGAGCGCGGCAUCAUCGCGAAGAAUCCAUAUGAUGAACCUUUGAAGCCUGGAACUCCCGAGGUUACUGAUUACGAUAACGAAUCUAUAAGCUUGAAAUGGACUCCGCCCGAUUUCGACGGAGGUGCGCCGAUAGAGAAAUACAUUAUUGAGAAGAAAGAUCGGUACAAGCCUGAUUGGGAAAAAGCUAUCGAAGUGCCUGGAGAUCAGCUUGAAGGCAAAGUGCCCGAUUUGAAAGAAAGGGGCGAGUAUCAAUUCCGAGUCAUUGCUGUGAACAAAGCCGGACCUUCGCCUCCAUCAGAUGCGUCGAAGAUGCAGAUCUGCAAGCAUAAAGCUCUGAAGCCGAGGAUCGACAGAACGAACUUGAAACCGAUUGUCGUGCGAGCUGGCAAACCCGUCAAAUACGACGUGGACGUGCGUGGCGAACCGCCGCCAGAGAUCAAGUGGUAUCAAGCCGGCAACGAGGUGAAAUCUGCCGAGAACAUUGAAAUAAUCAACGUUGAUUACAACACGAAGCUCACCAUCUCCGAUAGCGUGCGGAAGAAUACCGGUCUAUGGAAGAUCAAGGCUGUCAAUCCUCAUGGCGAAGACGAAGCAGAAGUCGAAAUAACGAUAUUAUCUGCUCCCGGAAAACCAAAAGGACCGCUCAAAGUGUCGGACGUUACAAAGAACAGUUGCAAACUCAAAUGGGACAAGCCAGAGGACGAUGGCGGCAAGCCGGUUACUGGCUAUCAAGUGGAAAAAUUGGACAAAUCGACUGGCAGAUGGAUACCUGUCGGUCGUACUGCGGAUACCGAAAUGGACAUAAAGGGUCUUCAAGAAGGGCAUGAGUACGAGUUCAGAGUAAAGGCUCUGAAUGAAGAAGGAGAAUCGGAGCCGCUCGUGACAGACGGCUCCACGCUUGCGAAGAAUCCUUUCGAUGUCACAAGCAAACCUGGAACACCAGAAUUCGAGGAUUGGGAUGUUGAUCGCGUUGAUCUCAAAUGGGAACCUCCGAAAAGUACUGGCGGUGCACCGAUCACCGGUUACAUCAUUGAGAAAAAGGAGAAACCCUCUUCGCAGUGGGAAGAAGCUCUCGUUACGGAUUCACCACAGCCUAAAGGUCGCGUUACUGGUUUGAAGAAAGGUUCCACUUAUCAAUUCCGUGUUCGCGCUGUUAACAAAGCUGGACCAUCAGAGCCUAGCGAUCCAACCAAACCACACAUUGCUAAGGCACGAUUCUUGAAACCGCAUAUCAAUCGUGACAAGCUGCAGACUAUCAAAGUCAGGGCAGGUCAAUUAGUGAAAUUGGAAGUUGAUGUGGAAGGUGAACCUCCUCCAACAGUUACAUGGAGUUUUGCUGGUACGCCACUUCAAACAGGAGCCAACGUCAAAAUCGAUAACGAAGACUAUCUCACUAAGAUUCAAUUGACAAACACAAGUCGCAGAUUAACUGGCAAAUACACCAUUAAAGCUGUAAACGAUUCCGGACAAGAUGAAGCCGACGUGGAGAUUAAUAUUCUCGAUAAACCUGGAAAGCCAGAGGGACCACUAGAAGUAACAGACGUGCACAAGGAGGGUUGCAAAUUGAAAUGGAACAAGCCGAAAGACGACGGUGGUCUUCCUUUAUCCAGUUAUGUAAUAGAAAAAAUGGACGUGACGACAGGUCGAUGGGUACCGGCUGGUGUUGUGGACCCUGAAAAAACCGAGCAUGCAGUUACCGGCUUGGAACCCGGCCACAAAUAUGAAUUCCGUGUGAAGGCUGUGAACGAAGAAGGUGAAUCGGAACCUCUGCAAUCCGAUGUCCCCAUCAUAGCCAAGAAUCCAUAUGAUGCUCCGGCCGCGCCUGGACUCCCAGAGAUCAUUGAUUGGUCGGAAAAUAUGGUGAAACUCAAGUGGGAGCCACCAAUAAGAGAUGGUGGUGCGCCAAUUACCGGCUAUAUCAUCGAAAUGAAGGAUAAGUUCGGUACUAGCUUUGUCAAGGCCGCUGAAGUGGAAGGGCCCAUAUGUACUGGCACAGUUCCACGAUUGGAAGAGGGUAACCAAUAUCAAUUCAGGGUACGUGCUGUCAACAAGGCUGGUCCUGGUGAACCUAGCGAAGCCACGAAUCCACAUACUGCUAAAGCUCGUUGGCUGAAACCAUACAUUGAUCGUACGAAUCUGCAAGCUUUAACAGUGAAAGUCGGUCUUACCUUAACUCUAGAUGUGAAUAUAAUUGGUGAACCACCACCAAAAGUGACUUGGACUUUCAAGGAAAAAGAACUCGUCUCAGAUGAUACGAUACGAAUUGACAAUAUUGACUAUAACACUAAAUUCUUUAUCCUGAAAACUAAACGCGCGCACACGGGCAAAUAUGUGAUCAAGGCUAAGAACGAGGUCGGCGAAGAUACUGCCGAGGUAGAAAUUACCGUCCUCGGCAAGCCUAGCAAACCAAAGGGUCCAUUGGAAGUGAGCGAUAUAAAUAAGCAUGGCUGCAAACUUAAGUGGGAUAAACCGGAAGACGAUGGCGGUUCACCGGUCGAGUAUUACGAGAUCGAGAAGCUAGAUCCUCUCACGGGGCAAUGGAUACCCUGCGGCCGUAGCACUGAGCCAGAAGCUAACAUUACCGGAUUGCAAGAGGGCAAGCCUUAUAAAUUCCGCGUGAAAGCUGUCAACCGAGAAGGAGAAUCCGAUGAUCUGGAAACAGACAAGUCUAUCAUAGCCAAGAAUCCAUUUGACGAACCAGGCAAGCCUGGUAGACCGGAACUUAGGAACUGGGACAAAGACUUUGUCGAUCUCGAGUGGACUCCACCCAAGGAUGACGGGGGUGCGCCGAUCGAGAAGUAUAUUGUACAGAUGCGAGACAAAGAAGGUAGACAAUGGGUGGAUGUCGCCAAGGUUCCGGGAGAUCGUACGGCCGCUAAAGUGACUGAUGGUAUCCAGGAGGGUCACGAGUAUGAGUUUAGGAUUGUCGCGGUCAAUAGGGCUGGACCUGGCGAGCCUAGCGACACUUCAAAGAGCGUCGUCGCCAAGCCCCGAUUCUUGGCACCGCACAUCGAUCGCAAGAAUCUUCAGAAGAAAGUCAUGCGAAUCGGUCAAAUGUUGCGGCUCGAGGCCGACAUCAAGGGCGAACCACCUCCAGUUGUUACAUGGAAGCUUAAAGACACGAUAUUGAAGAGCAUGGAUCGGCUCAAGAUCGAAAAUGAAGAUUAUCAUACUAUGUUCAUCCUUAAUAAGCUUCAACGUUCGGACACCGGUACUUACACUGUCAUCGCUAAGAACGACAGCGGCACCGAUCAAGUUGACGUCGAGCUUCAGGUGCUGAGCAAACCCAGCAAACCAAAGGGACCGCUGGAAGUAUCCGACGUCACAGCUGAAGGUUGUAAGCUGAAGUGGAACAAGCCCGAUGAUGAUGGUGGCGAGCCGGUGGACCAUUAUGUCAUUGAGAGGAUGGAUGUAGAUACAGGACGUUGGGUACCAUGCGGUACCAGCAAAACACCGGAGGCGGAUGUUUCCGGUUUGAACGAGGGCAAGGAUUAUCAAUUCCGUGUCAAAGCUGUUAAUUCGGAAGGCGAAUCCGAACCUCUGGAAACAUCCAUACCAACGACCGCGAAGAAUCCUUACUCCGAGCCUGAUGCGCCUAGUAAACCCGAAUUAAAAGAUUGGUCGAAGAAUCACGCAGACUUAAAAUGGAAGGCACCGAAGAAAGAUGGCGGCGCUCCUAUAGAAAAAUACAUCAUAGAGAAGAAAGACCAAUAUGGCAAGUGGCAGAAGGCUGUGGAAGUUCCAGGCAACAAGACCGAAGCCAAAGUGCCAGAUCUUAUAGAAGGUCAGAAGUAUCAAUUCCGGGUUAAAGCCGUGAACAAGGGCGGCCAGAGCAAGCCCAGUGAGCCCAGCGAUACCUUGACCGCCAAGGAUCGUUACGCUUCGCCCAAGAUUGAUCGCACCAACCUGAAAGAUAUCACGAUCAAGGCCGGCAAUAUUAUUCGAUUGGAUGUUAAAGUCACGGGCGAACCACCGCCAAGUAAGACUUGGUUCCUGAACAAGGCCAAACAAGAGUCUGGCAACGUUCUAACCAUCGAGAUGGAGGAUUACAAAACCAAGUUCGUGAUCUCAUCAGCGACUAGAGCGCACUGCGGCACAUUGACCUUAAAAGCGGAGAACAGCUCCGGCAAAGACGAGGCGUCCAUCGAAAUUCUUGUGUUAGACAAGCCAAGUAAGCCCGAAGGACCGCUUAAAGUAUCUGACGUGCAUAAAGAAGGUUGCACCCUGAAGUGGAAUCCGCCCGCGGAUGACGGCGGAGCGCCUUUGGAUCAUUAUGUGGUCGAGAAAAUGGAUACAGAGACUGGCAGAUGGAUACCAGUUGCACGAACCAAGGAACCUAACAUGGUGGUGGAGAAUUUAGUGCCCGGACAGGAGUACAAAUUCCGAGUCGCGGCUGUGAACGCAGAAGGCGAAUCUGAACCAUUGGAGACAGAGUAUGGAAUCAUCGCUAAGAAUCCAUUCGAUGAACCUGGCGCACCAGGACGUCCAGAAGCGACCGACUGGGACAAGGAUCACGUGGACCUGCGAUGGACUCCGCCGUUGAAAGACGGCGGAUCUCCAAUCACCGGAUACGUGAUUGAGAAGCGAGAAAAAGGCGCGCCUAAAUGGAUCAAGGCGUGCGAGACCGGACCGGAUUGCAAGGGUCGUGUCGAUAAUCUCGAUGAGGGAGUCGAGUAUGAAUUCAGAGUCAAGGCCAUUAAUGCCGCAGGACCCGGUGAACCGUCCGAUGCCAGUAAACCAGUCACUGCCAAGAGUCGAAGACUCGCGCCGAAGAUUGAUAGACGAAACCUGCGCGACAUAACAGUGCGCGAGAACGAAUCAUUUCACUUUGACGUUAAGAUCAUUGGCGAGCCGCCACCAGACGUCACGUGGGUAAUCAACAACAAGAGCAUUCAGCAGACCACACACCGCAGGAUACAGAACGUACCCUAUAACAGUAAAUUCUUCAAUGAUAAGCCUGAGCGCAAGGAUAGUGGCACUUACAAGAUUACAGCAAUCAAUCAACACGGAUCUGACACCGCCGAAGUCGAAGUUACCGUUAUUUCCAAACCUGGCAAACCGGAAGGACCAUUGGAGGUAUCCGAUGUACACAAAGAAGGAUGCACACUUAAAUGGAAGAAACCCAAGGAUGAUGGUGGCGAACCGAUCGAAGGUUACCUUGUGGAGAAGUUUGAUCCAGAAACCGGAGUCUGGCUACCGGUCGGGAAAACUACCGGACCCGAGAUGAAAGUCGAAGGACUUACUCCCGGACACGAAUACAAAUUCCGAGUCAAAGCACUCAAUAAGGAAGGAGAAUCCGAACCGCUAGAAACUUUCAGCUCCAUCAUAGCUAAAGAUCCAUUCACCGUUCCGGCUGCACCUGGAGCACCAGAACCAAUUGAUUGGACGGCUAGUCAAGUCGAACUUGCUUGGAAAGAGCCAGUUAGCGACGGCGGAUCACCUAUUACGGGUUACAUCAUCGAGAAGAAAGACAAAUACAGCACAAUGUGGGAGAAAGCUUUGGAAACCGAAACACCAGUCACCAAAGCUCUGGUGCACGGUCUGAUAGAAGGAAAUGAUUAUCAAUUCCGCGUUAUUGCUGUGAAUAAAGCUGGCCAAUCGGAGCCUGGUGAAGCUAGCAAGACGUUUACGGCUAAACCACGUUUCUUGGCCCCGAAGAUCGACAGGCGCAAUUUGAGGGACGUUACUCUUUCCGCUGGCUCGAUGCUGAAGUUCGAUGCUAACGUGAUCGGCGAGCCGCCGCCUCAUAUCGAGUGGCGUUACGGCGCGAUACCGCUUCAUUCCGAUCGCAAAGUGCAAAUCGACAACAGUGACUACAAUACCAAGUUCAGCAUACGUCCGGUGUCGCGGGACGACAGUGGCGAUUACACCGUCACGGCCAGUAAUUCGUCAGGCAAGGAUUCGGUAACGGUACAAGUGAUAGUGACUGAUAAGCCAACACCACCCGAAGGUCCGCUCCAGGUGUCAGACGUGCAUAAAGAGGGAUGUAAGUUGAAGUGGAAGAGACCUAAGGACGACGGUGGCACGCCUAUUGAAUACUAUCAGGUGGACAAGAUGGAUCCAGAGACUGGUUGUUGGGUACCUUGUGGUCGUUCGACUGAACCAAAUCUCGAGGUGACAGGUCUAACACCUGGCAAGGAGUACCUCUUCCGAGUAGCUGCGGUCAAUGCUGAGGGCGAGUCAAAGCCUUUGGAAGCGGAGCAAGCAAUAGUAGCCAAGAAUCCAUUCGACGAGCCUGGCAAACCGGGUGAUCUUCAAGCCACUGACUGGGACAAGGACCACGUUGAUCUUAAAUGGACUCCACCAGAGAAUGAUGGCGGUUCGCCGAUCACUGGUUACGUAAUCGAGAAGAAGGACAAGUAUGGCGAAUGGGAGAAGGCGCUGGAGGUGCCUGCGGACGAGACUUCCGCCACCGUACCUGAUCUUAUUGAGGGCCAACCGUACGAAUUCCGCGUACGAGCAGUAAACAAGGCUGGCCCGGGCGAACCGUCAGACGCCACUCCGACUAUCAUUGCGAAACCGCGUAACCUGGCGCCUAAGAUUGACCGCACUAAUCUGAUUGAGGUGAGAAUCAAGGCCGGCCAGAACUUCAGCUUCGAUUGUAAGGUGACGGGUGAGCCGCCGCCAACGACCAAAUGGAUGCUGAACGGUAAGGAAGUCCGGCCGACUGAUCGUGUCAAAGUGAAACAUGUGGACUACAAUACCAGUAUGAGUGUGCGAAUGGCUACGCGGGCGGAAUCCGGCAAAUACACCGUCAUCGCGGAAAACAUUAACGGCCGAGACGAGGCUUUCGUCAAGGUUACCGUGCUGGACAAACCAAGUCCGCCUCAGGGUCCGCUACGUACGUCCGAUGUGCAUGCCGAGGGUUGUAAACUUUCGUGGAAGCCACCGGAGGAUGAUGGUGGACAGCCGGUCGAGAAAUACGUUGUGGAGAAGAUGGAUGAAGCUACGGGACGUUGGGUACCAGCCGGGGAAACUGACGGACCGGAAACGAAUCUACAAGUGGAGGGCCUGACGCCAGGGCACAAGUACAAGUUCAGAGUGAGAGCUGUCAAUAAACAGGGCAAGUCUGAGCCACUUACUGCUAUGCAGAGCAUCGAGGCGAAGAAUCCCUUCGACGAGCCAGGAAAACCGGGUACGCCCGAGGUGACCGAUUACGACAGAGAUUUUGUCGAGCUUCAAUGGAAACGUCCUGACGAAGACGGUGGAUCACCAAUCACUGGCUACAUCAUAGAAAAACGUGACAAAUACAGUCCAACUUGGGAGAAGUGUGCGGAAGUCGAUGGUGACACAAAUCGUGGCAAAGUCAACGACCUCGUCGAGGGAACGCAAUACGAAUUCCGCGUGAGAGCCGUCAACAAGGCUGGUCCCGGCGAACCAUCGGAGGCAUCCAAGUCCCAUCUGGCGCGACCUAAGAACCUUCCACCGAAGAUUGACAGGAAGUACAUGCUGGACGUAAAGGUGCGCGCCGGCGGCUUCUUCGACUUCGACGUGCCGGUGAUCGGCGAGCCGCCACCAAUUAAAGAAUGGUCACUGAAAGAUACUAUUGUAAUGGCAAGCGAUCGCAUCAAGAUCACGAACGAGGACUAUAAUACUAAAGUACGCAUAAUAGAAGCAAAACGUUCCGAUUCGGGCGUCUAUACGCUGGUAGCCAGAAAUGUGAACGGCAAAGAUUCCGCUACGUUGACGGUGAACGUGCUGGACGUGCCUUCGCCGCCUGAAGGUCCGUUGAAGAUCGACAAUGUUACGCGAAGCGGCUGCACCCUGAGGUGGCGGCCGCCCAAGGAUGAUGGCGGCUCUGAGAUCCAAUACUACCAGGUCGAGAAGAUGGACACGGAGAAUAUGCGCUGGGUGCCAGUGGCAGAGGCUAGUACCACCUCGGCGCAGGUGGGUCACUUGAUCGAGGGUCAUGAUUAUCAAUUCCGCGUACGCGCGGUCAACAAGCAGGGCGAGUCUCAACCUUUGGUCGGACUAGAUACCAUUACCGCUAAAGAUCCAUUCGCUAAACCAGACAAGCCUGGAGCACCAGUUGCCACUGAUUGGGAUAAAGAUCACGUAGAUCUUGAAUGGACGCCGCCUAAGAAGGACGGCGGAUCGCCUAUAACCGGCUAUAUCAUCGAGAAACGACCUCGUUAUGGACAGUGGGAGAAGGCGGUCGAAGUGCCUGGGGAUAAGACUAGCGCUAGAGUACCGGAUCUGACCGAGGGUCAGGAAUACGAAUUCAGAGUCAUCGCCGUCAACAAGGGUGGACCUGGUGAGCCGUCUGACGCGUCGGGACCGAUCGUCGCUAAACCGCGUUUCAUCGCUCCUUCAUUCGAUACUCAUCUACUGAAUGAUUUGGUGGUGCGUGCCGGUCAGAAGAUCAGCUACAACAUUCCCAUCGUAGCAUCGCCUAAACCAAAGGCAAGUUGGAAUCGCGACGGAGUUCAGAUCGUGGCUGAUGCUCGUCACGAAAUAUUUACUACCAACACCGAAACUUCCUUUGAAAUUCCGUUCUCCGUUCGUGGGGAUACUGGACGUUACACUUUGACUUUGGAAAAUGAACAUGGCAGUUUCAGUGCCAGCGCAAGAGUCACUGUCCUCGACAGACCGGCGCCACCAGAGAAACCGCUGGAUGUUAGCAACGUUACUAAAGAAGGUUGUCACUUGGCCUGGGGACAUCCUCUCGACGAUGGCGGCAGUCCUAUUCUACAUUACGUCAUCGAAAAAAUGGAUCUAUCCCGUGGAACUUGGUCCGAUGCUGGCAUGAGUAUGGUGCUGAGCCACGAGGUCAGUCGUCUGACCCAUCGAAAGGAAUACCUAUUCCGCGUCAAGGCUGUUAAUAACAUCGGUGAAUCCGAUCCGCUCGAGACCACGAAGAGCAUUAUCGCGAAGAACGAGUUUGAUGAACCAGACGCCCCUGGCAAACCACAGAUCACAGACUGGGACAAGGACCAUGUGGAUCUGCAAUGGCCAGCGCCGAAGAACGAUGGCGGAUCGCCGAUUUCAGGUUAUAUCGUCCAGAAGAAGGAGAAGGGCAGUCCUUACUGGGUGAAUGCGGUACACGUGCCGGCAGGUCAAACCAGUACGACAGUUCCGGAUCUGACGGAAGGUCAAGAGUACGAGUUCCGUAUAAUCGCUGUCAACGCCGCCGGUCAAUCUGAACCGUCAGAACCCAGUGAUCUCGUCACUGCCAAGCCACGUUUCUUGGCUCCAAAAAUCAAGACUCCCUUGCAAGAUGUUCGUAUCAAAGCUGGAUUGAUUUUCCACGUCGACAUCGAUUUUGUCGGCGAACCGACGCCGGAGGUGACGUGGAGCGUAGGAAGCAACGAAUUGACUUCCAACGACAGGACGACGAUUACGUCGAUCGGCUACCAUACGAUUGUACACAUCGUCAACGCCAAGAGAUCGGAUUCGGGAUUGUAUCACUUGUUGCUAAAGAACAGCAGCGGUAUAGAUGAGGGCAGUUUCCAAAUGACCGUCUUAGACAAACCUGGACCACCGGAAGGUCCUUUACAAUACGAAGAGAUCACCAGUCAGUCUGUCACGCUUUCAUGGAAGCCACCUAAGGAUAAUGGCGGCAGCGAGCUUACUGGAUACAUCAUUGAAAAACGCGAUCUUACGCAUGGUGGUGGCUGGGUACCAGCAGUUACACAUGUUAAUCCCAAAUUUAAUCAUGCAACUGUGCCAAGAUUGCUCGAGGGAACUACGUAUGAGUUCCGCGUGUGCGCAGAAAAUUUACAGGGUCGCUCUGAACCACUAACCACCGACCGAUCCGUUGUUGCCAAGAAUCAAUUCGUGGCUCCCGGACAACCUGGCAAGCCGGAAUGCGUCGACGCCGACAAGGAUCAUAUUAAGAUUAAAUGGACUCCGCCCAUCAGCAACGGCGGCUCCAAGAUCAUCGGUUAUGACGUGGAACGUCGCGAUCGCGCUACCGGUCGUUGGAUAAAACAAAAUAAAGAACCCGUUAGGUAUCCUGAAUACUACGAUGACCACGUGACCGAGGGUCAUCAAUACGAAUAUCGUGUGUCAGCUAUAAACGCCGCUGGUGCUGGAAAACCAAGCGAAACUUCGUCCGUAUUCACGGCCAAACCCAUGAAAGAGAAGCCGAAGCUUCAUCUGGAUGCUCUGAUCGGCCGCAAAAUCAAAGUCCGUGCUGGAGAACCGAUCAACGUCAAUAUACCGUUGUCCGGUGCACCUACGCCAAAGAUUGAAUGGACCAAAGAUGGAAAAAAACUUACGGAGACUCUUCGUUUGUCGACCGAAACGAAGAGCGAUCGAACGCAAUUGUUGAUCGAGAAAUCCGUGCGAGAUGAUAGCGGCAUGUAUACCGUGACCGCAUCAAACGAGCACGGAAAGGAUUCCGCGGACAUCGAGGUGAUAGUCGUGGACAAGCCUGGACCACCUCAAGGUCCUCUGCAAUAUACCGGCACAACACAGGAAUCUGUCGGGUUAUCCUGGAAUCCACCGGUGGACAACGGUGGCUCCGACAUCACAAACUACAUCGUCGAAGUGUCAGACUACGGAUCUGACAAUUGGCGACAAGUACCCGGAUAUGUUCCCAGAACGAGCUUCACGGCGAAGGGCUUAAUUGAAGGCAGGAAAUACGUCUUUAGAGUCCGUGCCGAAAAUAUGUACGGAGUGUCGGAGCCCUUGGAGGGUAAACCCGUGAUCGCCAAAAGUCCCUACGAUCCACCAGAUGCGCCGAGUCAACCUGAGAUCCUUGGCUACACUCCUAACAGCUGUAGUCUUACGUGGAACCCACCUCUCAAUACUGGUGGAAAGCCUAUUACUGGUUAUUAUGUGGAGAGACGUGAGCGUGGCGGUGAAUGGUUGAAGGUCAACAACUAUCCAACGCCGAACACGACAUUUACUGUGCAAGAUCUUCACGAGGGUUCGCGAUACGAAUUCAGAGUGAUCGCUGUCAACGAAGCUGGAUCUGGAAAACCCAGCAAACCCACUGAACCUAUCACAGCCGGAUACCAACGCUUGCGUCCCGAUGCACCCGAGCCGCCUAAAGCAGAUAGAAUCACCAAAGAUUCAGUGACCUUGAGCUGGCGACCACCGCGAAGCGACGGCGGCGCGAAAAUCAGAGGCUACAUUAUUCAGAAGAAAGCCAAGGACGAUGCUGACUGGUCAGAUGUGAACGGCGCACCUAUACCGAGCAAUGUGUAUACUGUGCCAAAGCUGAAGGAGGGCGAGGAGUAUCUCUUCAGAGUGUUCGCGGUGAAUGAUGUCGGUAGCAGUAACCCGAGUCGACCUAGCAAUCCCAUUGUCAUCGAGGAACAACCCAACAAACCAGUCAUGGAUCUGAGUGGAGUUCGCGACAUCACCGUUCGCGCCGGCGAAGAUUUCUCUAUUCACGUACCUUACAUAGGUUUUCCCAAGCCGACUGCCUCGUGGUUCGCCAACGAUGUCGUUAAGGAUGAAACUGAUCCACGUGUUCAUCAGCAACUAACCGAUGAUUUCGCCAGUCUGGUGGUGAAAAAUGCGAAACGUUCGGACGGAGGACAAUACAGACUUCAAUUGCGCAAUUCGUCCGGCUUCGAUACAGCGACCGUCAAUGUUAAAGUCCUCGAUCGUCCUUCUCCACCUGAGAAUCUUCGCGCAGAUGAAUUUGCUGGUGACGCUCUUACUCUUUUCUGGAAUCCACCUAAAGAUAAUGGCGGUGCUGAUAUCACUAAUUAUGUGAUUGAAAAGAAGGAGCCGAGGGCCGCUACGUGGUCUAAGGUAAGCAGCUACGUCACGACACCGUUUGUGCGAAUCAGAAACCUGACGGUAGGUCAGGUAUACGAGUUCCGAGUGAUGGCCGAGAAUCAGUACGGCACGUCGGAUCCGGCGACCACGAUCGAUCCGAUCAAAGCGCGACAUCCGUUCGAUCCGCCAGGCGCUCCGGGCACGCCUCGUGGUGUGGAAACUACCGAAGACAGCAUCACCAUCACUUGGAGCAAGCCGCGUAACGACGGUGGUUCGCCGAUCCUCGGUUACGUCGUCGAGAAGCGUCUCCUGAGUGAGGACAAAUGGGUCAAAGCUACGCCGGCUCUGGUGCACGAUACCACUUACAGAGUCACCGGACUGAUUGAGAAUCACGAUUAUGAGUUCCGCGUAGCUGCGGAAAAUGCCGCCGGUCGUGGACCAUGGAGCUCCAACUCCGAUGUCAUUCGCGCCAGCGCACCACCAUUCCCACCAAAGAUCACGAGUGAUCUCAGCAUUCGCGACAUGACUGUCAUCGCAGGAGAACCAUUUACCAUUACGGUACCGUAUACAGCUAAUCCUAGACCAAAACCGAACUGGUCCAUCAAUGGUGAGGAAGUCCUUACCGGAGAAAGAAUCAAGUUUGAGACGACCGAUGUAGCUUCGCAAUUCAUCAACAAGAAGGCGAAGAGAACAGAUACUGGCACGUACACGAUAUAUCUCACGAAUACCGUUGGCACUGAUUCUGCUUCAUGCAAAGUUCUCGUUGUCGACAAACCGUCGCCGCCUCUAGCGCCCUUGGAUAUUUCUGAUAUCACUCCGGAAACCUGCACGCUAACGUGGAAACCGCCCUUCGACGAUGGUGGUUCACCAAUCACAAAUUACAUCGUCGAGAAAUUGGAUCCGGCUGGCUUCUGGGUGAAGCUCAGCAGCUUCGCAAGGAGCACGCAUUAUGACGUGAUCGGCCUGGAGCCAAAUCGCACGUACAACUUCCGCGUAAGAGCGGAGAAUCAGUACGGAGUGUCCGAUCCGCUUCAGGCUGACGAGCCGAUAACAGCCAAGUUCCCCUUCACGGUGCCGGAUCCACCUGGACAGCCGCGUGUCAUCGACUGGGACACGUCGAACGCGACGGUGGUCUGGACAAAACCACUGUCCGACGGUGGAUCUCGCAUUCAAGGCUACAAGAUCGAAUUCCGCGAUCCCGCUGAGGAUGUGCAAUGGCGUGUAGCGAACGAUUAUCUCUUCAAGGACACCACAUACGUGUGCUAUGGUCUAUUGAGCGGGCACGAGUACGAAUUCAGGAUUCGCGCAAAGAACGCGGCCGGUUUCAGUAAACCGAGUCCACCAUCCGCACCGUUCAGACUUAAGAGCAAGUUCAAUGUGCCAUCGCCACCUGGCACGCCGCAAGUUACCAAGGUCGGCAAAAACUACGUCGAUCUGCGAUGGGAACCGCCCGUGUCCGAUGGUGGCAGCAGAAUCACCGGCUAUGUCAUCGAGAAACGCGAGGUGGGCAGCGCGAUGUGGUCCAAGUGCAACGAGUACAACGUCGUCGAUACCGAGUAUACGGUUAUGCACCUGAUCGAACGGGGCGAUUACGAGUUCAGGAUUUUCGCGGUGAAUGCUGCCGGCAGGUCCGAGCCAAGCUCGUGUACUACCCCGGUGAAGAUCUGCGAGGUCGAGGGCGGCGAGAAACCGGAGUUUAUCAGGAAUCUGCCCAUCAGUCAAAUCAUACCUCUCGGCAAAACCCUCGUCCUCGAGUGCGAAGCCACGGGUAAACCACUACCGACAGCCAGGUGGUUGAAAAAUGGUCGCGAAAUCACUUUGGGCGGUCGCUUCCGUACCGAGUCGAUAAAUGGUAUUUAUAGACUCGUGAUUUCCGAGGUGUGGGAUGCAGAUGAUGGAGAUUACAGCUGUCAGAUAUCGAACCCACUCGGCGUCGCAGCGACCACGUGUCGACUAAAGAUCGGCACGCCGCCGCGCAUCGAACGUAUACCGGGUGAUCUCUAUCUACCGGAAGGUGACAACACGAAGAUCAAGAUCUACUACAGCGGUGAUCAGCCGAUGGAGGUGACGCUGAAGAAGGACGGUCACAAGAUCGUAGAGACCACGCAUAUCAAGUAUACCGUCUUCGACGAGUACCUCAUCAUCUUCAUCAAGGACAUCCAGAAAGACGAUGGAGGCACUUACGAUCUGUCCAUCUCCAAUGACAGUGGCAGCGUGAGCGCGUCGUUCACCGUAUACAUCACCGGAUUACCUGGACCGCCGACUGGACCACUUGAUGUCUCUGAUAUCGAUAAGCACACAUGCACUCUAUCCUGGCACCCGCCCAAGUACGAUGGAGGUCUUCGAAUCACUCAUUAUGUGGUGGAGCGUCGUGACGUCAGUCAUACGCACUGGAUCAUUGUGUCGUCUUUCUGUAAGGACACUACCUUCGUCGUGCAAGGUCUCACCGAGGGCCAGGAAUACCUGUUUCGGGUGAUGGCGGCCAACGACAAUGGUAUGGGUCCACCGCUGGAAGGUGCAAAUCCGAUCAGAGCCAAGGCGCCGUUUGACCCGCCAGGACCACCUGGUACACCUAAGGUUACCGAGGUGGGCGGUGACUUUGUCAAUCUGUCGUGGGAGAAGCCGGAAACGGACGGCGGUGCUAAAAUUCAGGGUUAUUGGAUCGAUAAGAGAGAGGUCGGCGGUCAGGCCUGGCAGCGCGUGAAUGUCAGUAUUUGUCUGCCAACCCAGAUUAACAUCAGUAAUCUUAUCGAAGGAAGGCAAUACGAAUUCCGAGUAUUCGCUCAGAACGUGGCUGGACUUAGUCCCGAAUCAAAGGCUUCAACCUCCGUGAAGAUCGUCGAUCCACAGGCGGCGAAGCCUCCGGAGAUCAUUCAACCUCUCAGUAGGGUGAACUGCGUCCAGAACCACAACGCUCACUUCCAGUGCAAGAUCAUCGGCACGCCGAAACCGAGCAUCACGUGGUUUAAAGGCGCCCGCGAGAUCGUGAGCGGUAGCCGCUACAACAUCUAUUCCGAGGGCGACACCCACAAUCUCAUCAUCCAUGACGUGUUCGGCGAGGACGCGGACGAGUAUUUCUGUCGCGCGGCUAAUAAGUGCGGCGUGAAAUCUACCAAGGGCGAGCUCUUCAUCAAGACGCCACCCAGACUGAACGUGCCGCCGCGAUUCCGCGACACCGCCUUCUUCGACAAGGGCGUGAACGUCGUCAUCAAGAUACCGUUCACUGGCUAUCCGAAACCGAAGAUCACAUGGGUGCGCGAAGGAGAGGUGAUCGAGUCCGGUGGUCAUUACGCCGUCGAGGUGAAGGAACGUCACGCUGUUCUGACGAUCCGCGACGGCAGCCGCAUCGACUCCGGCCCGUAUCGCAUCACCGCCGAGAACGACCUCGGCCAGGACACGGCCAUCAUCAAGAUCCAGAUCAGCGAUCGUCCGGACCCGCCUAGGUUCCCGCAAGUAGAUAACGUCGGCCACGACUCGUUGGCGGUCAGCUGGAAGCCACCGUUGUGGGAUGGCGGCAGCAACAUCACCAACUACGUGGUGGAGAAACGCGAGCAUCCGAUGAGCAGCUGGAUCCGGGCUGGCAACACCCGGUUCUGCACGCUCGCGGUGACCGGUCUGAGCCCUGGGCACCAAUACGACUUCCGGGUGUCCGCGGAGAACGUCUACGGCCGAUCCGAUCCGAGUGAAGUGACGCCGCUGAUCACCACCAAGGGCGUGAUCAAGCGCGAGUUCAAGAAGAAAGAGUACGAGGUGGACGCGACCGGCAAAAAGAUACGUGGACGUGACGACGAGAAGCCACGUGACUACGAUCAGUUUGUGUUCGACGUGUACAGCAAGUACGUGCCACAGCCGGUCGACAUCAAGCACACGUCGGUCUACGACAAGUAUGACAUCCUCGAGGAGAUUGGCACCGGCGCCUUCGGCGUGGUGCACCGUUGCCGCGAGAGGACCACCGGCAACAUAUUCGCCGCCAAAUUCAUCCCUGUGUCGCACGUGAUGGAAAAGGAAUUGAUUAGGAAAGAGAUCGACAUCAUGAAUCAGCUCCAUCAUCCUAAGCUGAUCAAUCUGCACGAUGCCUUCGAGGAUGAUGACGAGAUGGUGCUGAUCUUUGAAUUCCUGUCCGGCGGCGAGUUAUUCGAGAGGAUCACGGCCGAGGGUUACACCAUGUCCGAAGCAGAGGUCAUAAAUUACAUGAGACAGAUCUGUGAGGGCGUCAAGCAUAUGCACGAAAAGAAUAUUAUCCAUCUGGAUAUCAAGCCCGAGAACAUCAUGUGUCAAACUCGCAACAGCACCAACGUAAAACUAAUCGAUUUUGGUCUGGCCACUAAACUCGAUCCUAAUGAAGUAGUAAAGAUCAGUACAGGUACGGCCGAGUUUGCUGCCCCCGAGAUCGUUGAACGCGAGCCGGUCGGUUUUUACACUGAUAUGUGGGCUUGCGGCGUACUGGCUUAUGUACUAUUGAGUGGCCUUUCGCCGUUCGCGGGUGACAAUGAUAUCGAGACCCUGAAAAACGUGAAGGCAUGUGACUGGGACUUCGAUGAAGAGGCGUUCCGUGACGUUUCCGAAGAGGGCAAAGAUUUCAUUAGACGACUACUCAUUAAAAACAAAGAGAAACGCAUGACGGCGCACGAAUGUCUUCUUCAUCCGUGGUUGACCGGUGACCAUAGUAAGUGGACCAAUCCGAUCGCCAACAGCCGUUAUCUCAGCAUUAGGGAUAGAUUGCGUGCCAAGUAUGAGAAUUGGGACAAGUACGUCCUUCCCAUCGGCCGCUUAGCCGAGUACUCGUCGCUCAGGAAGCUUUUGAUCGAGAAAUACAGAAUCUACGAUUCUUGCUUCGAUCGCCGACAAGCGGCGCCCAGAUUUGUUAUCAAGCCGCAAAGUGCGUUUGCAUACGAGGGACAAAGUGUGAAAUUCACCUGUCGCGUGAUCGCAAUCGCAGCUCCGACGCUGACUUGGUCGCACAACAAUCAGGAACUACGACAGUCUGUUAAAUUCAUGAAACGGUAUCAUGGCGACGAUUAUACCUUCAUCAUCAACAGAGUGAAGCUGGAAGAUCGAGGAGAGUAUAUCAUACGCGCUGAGAAUCAUUAUGGCUAUCGCGAGGAGGUUGUUUUCCUUAAUGUACAACCAAUACCGAAAGAAAUUCCAAAAUACAGACCCGAGCUACAUCCGGUUCGCAGACGAGAACCACUCGGCUACAAUGUGUGGUUGGAGAUGAUCGAGUCGGCGCCAAGCUUCACCUUCCUGUUGCGGCCACGUGUCAUUCAGAUCAGACAGACAUGCAAACUGCUUUGUUGUCUGAGCGGUAAUCCACCGCCUACCGUAAAAUGGUACAAGGACAGAGAAGAAUUGUCCAAGCAUAACUAUCCUAUGAGUAACGCCGACGGAGUCGUCACGAUGGAGAUCAUUGAUUGCAAGCCGGAGGACAGCGGCAAAUAUCGCUGUGUGGCUACCAACAAGCACGGCAAGGACGAGACCAGUUGCGUGGUCAUCGUAGAAGGCACUGGAGAAACGGAGGAGCAAGUAAAAUUAGCGCACGAUUUCCUACAUUCCGGAGAUCGAAGAUUUAUUGAGCAACCAUUAAAACCAGCACCACCGCCUAUUGUGACGAUUCACAAGUCUAGUGGUUACAGUGGCUAUAGUUCCACCACCCAUCAAUCAAGUUCAUCGCACAAUUAUAGCAGCUCCACUUCUUCCGGCAAAUACAAUUCCACGAUUUCCUCUUCGUAUAAGGAUAGCUCCAGCGUUAAAAUUAACGAAUCUUCUGACAAACGAAGCGUGAAGAAAUAUGGCUCGAAGCUCGACACCACCGGUAGUCCAUCUCGAUCUAGGAGCUCGACAAAAGAACUCAUACAACCCUCGGACGAUUCGAUGAGAUCGCCACAGUUUACACAGAAGCUUAAGGAUCUUACGGUCAACGACGGCGAACAGCUGGAACUUAAAGUCAAAGUUGACGGCGAUCCGGAACCACAAAUCACUUGGAGUAAAAACGGCAAGCUGCUGAGCUCGUCAGAGAUCAUCGAUCUCAAAUAUAAAAAUGGAGUAGCCGUUCUUACGAUCAACGAAGUAUUCCCCGAGGAUGAAGGCGAGUAUACGUGCCUCGCGACCAACAGCAUCGGUAGCGAUACGACAUCCUGCAAAUUGACCAUAAAAGCUGUGGAGAACGCCGCUGGAAAAAAGGCAAGCGACGAUAAAUCGCCGAAAAUUGUAGACCAUCUGACAAGCAUGUACGUGAAGGAUGGUGAAGCAGUGACACUCAGUUGCCGAAUAAUCGGUGCCAAAAAGUUCGACGUGGUGUGGCUGCAUAACAAUAAGGAGAUCAAACCUAGCAAAGAUUUCCAAUAUACUAAUGAAGCUAAUAUCUAUAAGCUAAUUAUCGCCGAAAUAUUCCCCGAGGACUCCGGCACUUACACGUGCGAAGCUUUCAAUGAUGCAGGAGAGAGCUACUCGUCGUGCACGUUAAAUGUACUCGCUCAAAAUGAAGAACCCAAGAGCCCAGCGUUCGCGACAUUCCCGCAGUCUGCAACAGUGAGCGAAGGCGAAUCGGUGACUUUCACGUGCAAGACUGAUAUUGCGCCUUUGAAAGUAACCUGGCUGAAGGACGGGAAGGCUAUCCCUGAAACGAGCAGCAGAUAUCACUUCAGUUCGGAUGGCAACACGUCCUUCGAGUUCGGCCUCAAGACUUGCACGGCUAGCGACGUCGGUCAAUAUUCGGCACGCGUAAUCGGACAAAAAGGCGAAACAAAUUCGGCAUUCGCUCUUAACAUCGUCAGCCCCAGCGAGCUAUGAAAUCGAUUUUAGGAACCGGAAUUGACUUUCACAAGCCGCGAAUCGGAGAAUAUCUAUCUUUAUAUCUUGGUAUAUUCUUUAUGGAGAAAACACUGGAGAUCGAUUCAAUACAAGAGCAUACGUAUUUUUUUUUUUUUUUUUUUUUUUUUUUUUUUGAGAAGCAUUCAAAUUAUUCGAAUAUGUUUUCUCCAAAAAGAAUAUAUCUUCAUUCUUGUAUGCAUUCAAUUCAUCGAACUAUCUCCGGUUGAUCCUUUCUACUGGCUUUUCAUUGGCCUUUCAACUUUCGCAUGAAGUUUAACGAGAGAAUACAUGAAUGAAGAAAACUGAAAUGGCUCGUCACCAAGACUAUUUUUAAGUCUACGACGUCUCUGUACAAGAAGAAGAAAAGGAAAACCGGAAGAAGACCAAUAUUUUUUUCUCUCACGUAUAUUCUAUAUGUAAAUUAUUUUGGAACGCUGUAUUCUUUUCUUGUGUGUUUUGUCACAAAAUGUCGCAUGUGUGAAUUGCUCGAUCGUCGGGACGCGGCUUACUUGUACGAGACGAAGAUCCGAAUAAAUUUCCGCGUCUUCGCAUCUUCGCAUUACGGAUAGCACGCACAAUUUAUUACGCUAAAAUAUUCGGCUUUGCUGUAUCGCACGACUUGGUAUACGCUCGAUAUUUAACGGAUAUGUCGCGGUGGCACAAUCGAAAAAAAAGUGAAAUAAAAUCAGAAAUUUAUAAGAUAUUCGACACGCCCAAAUGCGGUUUUCCUGGUGAGACUGCCAGCAUCCUCGAAGUACCAUCAACAUUAUAAAUCUCAUUGGGAAUCCCUCGGUGACGUCGUGAAAAUGAGUAUUUAUAUUUAGUGACAUACUAUCGCGAUGUAUCCUCCUAUUCCAUGUUAAUGGUCGUGUUAUACUUGUUUGAAGACUGCUUUCCGUCUCAGAAAAAAUUUACGAUAAAAUAAAAAAUGUGAUUUAAAAUGAGA